Molecule: messenger RNA, 996 nt
Organism: Coregonus clupeaformis (lake whitefish)
Lineage: Eukaryota; Metazoa; Chordata; Actinopteri; Salmoniformes; Salmonidae
Product: olfactory receptor class A-like protein 4
Exons: 4
Coding region: 1-996 (331 amino acids)
Biological process (GO): G protein-coupled receptor signaling pathway
Cellular component (GO): membrane
Molecular function (GO): G protein-coupled receptor activity
Source: RefSeq, a predicted model, not a curated record
AUGCCGGAGUUGAGAGACUUGGAGCCGGUGGGGGUGGGUCUCCGUGUCACCACGUCUCCCACCCAGACCGUAUUCUAUAUCAUCUUGGUCCUGCUGGGCAUUGUGGGUAACGCCACGGUGGUUGGCGUGAUCGGGGACAGCGUGUUCAAAGACCCCAGUAGAGGACAUAACUCAGACAUCAUCCUGAUAAACAUGGCCCUCUCUAACCUGCUGGUGUCUGUCCUGAGGAACGUCCUGCUGGUCAUCUCUGACCUGGGGAUGGAGCUGAACUCUUCCAGAGACUGGUGUCAUGUCCUGAUGGGGGUGUGGGUGUGGCUUCGCUCAGUCAACGUGUGGUCAACACUCUUCCUCAGCGCGUUCCACUUCCAGACACUGAGGCGUGUGGCCCCUCUCCCAGGGACUGUUCACGGGCCCCACAGACCCCCCAAGACCCUCCUGAUUAGCCUGGGCCUCAUCUGGUCCCUCAACCUGAUCUAUGCUAUACCUGCACAUAUCUACUCUACCAACGGGAACAAGAACAGCACAGAGACCCUGAUGGUGGUCAGCAGCACCACGCGCCCCCUGCUGGGCUGUGUGUGGAACUUCCCCUCCAGCUACGACGGCCUGGCCUACGCCACCACCUCCAUGGUGAUCCACGAGAUCCUGCCUAUCAUCCUGAUGGCCAUCACCAACCUGGGCUCCCUCUACACGCUCUACACCCACGGCAGGACCCGCAACCCCGCACACAUGACCCAGGACGCGCCCGUCAUCAAGAGGGUACCGGCUGAGAGACGGGCUGCCAAGGUGAUUCUAGCCCUCAUCGUGCUCUUCAUUGCGUCAUGGGGAACCAGCAUCAUCUCUAUAAACUACUUCAACUACAACCGAGGUUCGUCAGCCGGGUUCCUCCUGGUUAUAGCUCGCUUUGCUAACACCAUCUUCAUCGCCAUUUCGCCCAUUGUGCUGGCAGUGGGUCACCGGCGGCUGCGUGCUGUCAUUAAGUCUUUUCUUACUCACUGA